Messenger RNA from Drosophila suzukii, 821 nucleotides. RefSeq lists its product as uncharacterized. The record is from RefSeq and is a predicted model, not a curated record. Lineage: Eukaryota; Metazoa; Arthropoda; Insecta; Diptera; Drosophilidae.
UAUUAUGGUAUUUUUAACAUAUUUUUUAAGCCUUCACUUAUGUUAUACAUAUUUUAAACAUUACAUACGUAUCUUGUUCGGUUAGCAUUGACACUGAAAUUAAUGCGUUGAUUCAUUUCCCGUUUUGGUUAGGGGACCUGCAACGUGACAUUGACGACAACUCCAAAUUGCCACAAGGGCCAUCGGUGACCCAGUCAUUAACCAUAUGACCACGUUUAACCACCGAAAAUUUUAUAAACCCAACCACGUAGUUCCCCAAAAAACAUAUAAAAAGACAGUUGGCGAACAACAAGUUAUCAAUCAUAAACGAAUCCAUCAACAGUUCGGUUAUCUUUAUUAUCCAAAUCAAAAUGUGCAGCUACGUGAAGUCUUCCUGUUCCCUGGUGGUUCUGAUCCUGGCACUGGGAUCCAUUUCAGCUCAACCGGCCAGGUUAGCCAAGCAGCUACAGAAACAGCAGGCAGCUCCCUACCCAUCCGCCGAGGAACUGAAGCCCGAGGUUCCGUUCGAAGAAGGAGUGCCCGAUCAGACCUAUGGACCUCCGGAUCUCACCUACGGACCCCCGCCCACCGAUGCAGUGGAGCAGCUGCCCAGCGCUGAGGAGCCACAGGACUUCACACCCGAUCCGGAUGCAGAGGAGGUUCAGCCCAUUGAACAGGCGCCCGCUCGUCUGACCAAGCAGACCAGGAGACGUCCACAAUCACAGGGAUUAAUUCUGCUUUCCUCGAGUCCAUUCCAAGUUAUUAAUCCCAAUGGAAUCCCCGCUCCAGUGGCUAUUCAAGCCCUGUGGUAGAAACCCGAAAGAAAAUACUUGAUACUGAUU